GCAGCAGGAUCAUGUGACACAAAGGUCACUCAGUAGUAAACGCUGUGACCUCAGCCAGUCACCGCUCGACUCGCUACAAUAGCUGUCAAUAAAGCUGUUACAAAGUGACCUUGAGUGGAUUCUCCGCCCUCCUUUCGAGUCUUCUUUAUAAAGAGCGUUGUGCGCUUGCGUGCUGUCCUCCGUUCAAUUCGACCUCUGGUGCCGAGGGGCUUUGACAGACUUCUGAGCCGAUACCCUCCCGAGGAACACUCACUCACAUACAACAUGUAUGCCUGCGCGAAGUUCGUCUCCACACCCUCCCUGAUCCGAGCUGGGUCCAGAGCUCUCUACAGACCAAUUUCUGCAUCAGUGUUGUCUCGGCCAGAGGUCCGAACUGGAGAGGCAAAUGCCACACUCCUCAGUGGAACUCCAAACCCCUUCACACAGUUGGCGCUGAGGGAAUUCCAGACCAGUGCAAUCAGCAGGGACAUUGAUACUGCUGCAAAGUUUAUUGGUGCUGGUGCUGCCACAGUCGGAGUGGCUGGCUCUGGUGCUGGUAUUGGAACCGUUUUCGGCAGCCUCAUUAUUGGUUAUGCCAGAAAUCCAUCACUGAAACAGCAGUUGUUCUCUUAUGCUAUCCUGGGAUUUGCCCUGUCUGAGGCUAUGGGUCUCUUCUGUUUGAUGGUUGCUUUCCUGAUCUUGUUUGCCAUGUGAAUGAAGAAACGGUCAGCGUUUGAGAAAUCGACUGUAAUAAAUAUUUUAUUGUGGCUCCCACGGAAUGUUGUCGUCGUGGAAAUGUACAAUAUUUCCAAAGUCCUUUCAUUAAAAAUAGUAAAACUUUAAAUAUACUACAAAGUUUGUACUGUUUUUGUGACUUCACUUAUCUUGUCCCUAGGAAGUUACAUAAUUCUGUAAAAAUAUACAUAUUUAGGGUUAAUUCCAAGAAGCACUUUUUGAAAUGUCCUGCCACUUGAAAUGCAUUAAAGAGUCCUGAUAGCUAA
Molecule: messenger RNA, 980 nt
Organism: Xenopus laevis (African clawed frog)
Lineage: Eukaryota; Metazoa; Chordata; Amphibia; Anura; Pipidae
Gene: atp5mc3.L
Product: ATP synthase membrane subunit c locus 3 L homeolog
Exons: 5
Coding region: 265-693 (142 amino acids)
Biological process (GO): proton transmembrane transport; proton motive force-driven ATP synthesis
Cellular component (GO): proton-transporting two-sector ATPase complex, proton-transporting domain; mitochondrial membrane; proton-transporting ATP synthase complex
Molecular function (GO): proton transmembrane transporter activity
Source: RefSeq, a predicted model, not a curated record